Tripterygium wilfordii is the source of this 2411-nucleotide messenger RNA. Its product is annotated as probable arabinosyltransferase ARAD1. The transcript has 2 exons. Gene Ontology annotation, molecular function: glycosyltransferase activity. Lineage: Eukaryota; Viridiplantae; Streptophyta; Magnoliopsida; Celastrales; Celastraceae. Bases 632 to 2191 code for a protein of 519 amino acids. The record is from RefSeq and is a predicted model, not a curated record.
GCAACCCCCACAAGGAAGACGACUUGGUACACAGAUUGCUACAAGCCUCCCGCUUCAAUAGCUAGACCCGAUUCCCACGCUGCCUUUGUGACUCAUCUUCUUUGCAUCUGCUUUACAUAAAUUUUGAAAGAGAGAGAAAGCUUGGGACUUGGAAAGCAUAGAGAGAGAGAGAGAGAGAGAGAGAGAAAGAGAGAGAGAGAGAGCGAGAGAUUUGGGGGGAGUUGUAACGACAACCCAACAAGAACUUCAACAACAACAGCAACAGAAGCUACUUUUUUGGUGUAUAUGUGGCUUUCCUUUACGGUACGAAUUAAGAGACUCACAAUGAUUUGGUAAUAAACUUGAAAAAGGAAGCUCCUUUUCUUUUUCUUUCAUUGCUUUUCUUGGUGGGUUAAUGUGCUUGGAUUUUGAUUUCAUCUUGGUUUCUUGUUGGAAUCUCAGUUCAUUUGGAUGUAAGAAGUUGCUUUCGUUUACUGGGUGUUGAAAUUUUUUGCGCAAUAUUGGGGUUCUUAGUCAAUGUGAUUGGUAAUGUCAUACUUGAUUACCAAUCUUAGGAAAUUGGUCAUGGCGGCUACUACUAGUUGUUCUUUCAUUGCUCAUAAAUGUGGAAAUAUCAUCUUUGGAUGAUUUGAUGUUUGUUAGAAUUCAUUGCUCAGUUUUUGGGAUGGGUAGUACUCCAAUGGCAGAGAGGAAUUCCUCUGCCUCCUCCCUAGUGAUCGUUUCUAGGAAAUCUUUCUUUUGUUUGUUUACUUUCACAUCACUUCUGUUCAUAAUGUCAUGGUUUUUUGUUUUGAGAUCUAGUGGUCGUCCUCAGUUCAUUGACCAUGGGUUGUUACCCAGUUCCAAACAAUUUUUUGUUACUGAAAAUGGCAAUCCCGAAACCCGGAUUCAAAAUAAUGUUGACCAUUCAGUAGGAAAUCGAUCGAUUCUUAGAGACAAUAAGGGAGGAGAAGAAGAAGAAGAGACACCUGAGAAAUUAGUGGACGUUAAGUGCAAUGCUGGUGAUAAACAGACCCUUAGGGUUUUCUUAUAUGAUUUGCACCCUGAGUUUCAUUUUGAACUCUUAGACUGGAAACCCUCUGGAGAGAGUGUUUGGCCUGAUAUCCGAACUAAAAUACUGGAUUACCCUGGUGGGUUGAACUUGCAACAUAGUAUAGAAUAUUGGCUUACACUGGAUCUCCUUGCUUCGGAACUACCUGGUUCGACUAGUGCUCGUAGUGCAAUAAGAGUCCGCAAUUCCAGUGAGGCUGAUGUUCUAUUUGUCCCUUUCUUUUCUUCAUUGAGCUAUAACCGGUAUUCCAAGGUGAAUCCACAUCAAAAGAAGAGCAGGAACAAUUUUUUGCAAGAGAAGUUGGUGACGUUUUUGACAGCUCAACCAGAAUGGAAGAGGUCAGGGGGACGUGACCAUAUAGUUUUGGCUCACCAUCCAAAUAGUAUGUUAAAGGCGAGGAUGAAGUUGUGGCCUGCAAUGUUUAUACUUUCAGAUUUUGGAAGGUAUCCUCCGAAUAUAGCAAACGUUGAGAAAGAUGUCAUAGCUCCUUACAAACAUGUGAUUAGACGCUAUGUUAACGACAAGUCUGACUUUGACAGCAGACCUACUUUGCUUUACUUCCAAGGAGCCAUAUACAGAAAAGAUGGUGGCUAUGCUCGGCAAGAGUUGUUUUAUCUUCUAAAAGAUGAAAAGGAUGUGCAUUUUUCAUUUGGGAGUGUUCAAAAAGGUGGAAUCAACAGUGCUAGCCAGGGAAUGCACUCUUCAAAAUUCUGCCUCAACAUAGCCGGUGAUACCCCAUCAUCCAAUCGCCUCUUCGAUGCCAUUGCUAGCCACUGCGUUCCAGUCAUCAUCAGCGAUGACAUUGAGCUCCCUUACGAGGACGUUCUCGAUUACUCACAAUUCUGCAUAUUUGUCCGCACAUCCGACGCCAUCAAGAAGAACUUCCUCAUAAACCUCAUCAGGAGUAUAGGGAAAGACGAAUGGACCAGAAUGUGGAAGAAGUUGCAAGAAGUCGAAAACUUCUUCGAGUUUCAAUAUCCAUCUAAGGAAGGUGAUGCUGUCCAAAUGAUAUGGCAGGCUAUAGCUCGCAAGGUUCCCUCCAUUAAAAUGAAGAUCAACAGGUCUCGGCGAUACUCUCGCUUUGUUCCCCAUAAAGAUAGAGGUUUAAGCUCAGUACCAUCACCUAAUAAUUUUUGGUGAGUAGGAAAACUUUUUUUUACAUGAUUUGUUGCCCCUGCAGCUGUUAAAGCACAGAAAGCAUUUAGGUUCUGUUGCUUGAGCAGAUGGCAGUUGCGGCAUUGCAAUUCUAACUGCAGAUUUUGUGUCUUGAAAAGCAUAAUCUUCUCUGUAAAGAUGAGACAAUGGACAAUGUUGAUAUUUGGGCAUUCAGUUUUCUCACAUUCUUUCAUUUUGAUAGUAA